This is a messenger RNA of Pantherophis guttatus, 2592 nucleotides long. The record is from RefSeq and is a predicted model, not a curated record. NCBI's taxonomy places the organism in Eukaryota, Metazoa, Chordata, Lepidosauria, Squamata, Colubridae.
AUGGAAAUUAUUUACUUUGGCAUCAAGAUCUGCAGGAAUGGGAAACCUCAAAUUCUAUCAAUAUAUGGCAUUUCUUCAAAGGAAGUUUUUGGCGCACUGUAUAGGUCAGAAGAAAACAUUGAAGUCUUUUUCAGGUAUAUGAAUGAGGCUUGGAGUUUGCAUGGAAGAGAAGUACUGACUGCAUUUGAUCUUUCUGAAUUUGAAUUCAUUUAUGAUAUAGGUGGAAGCUGUGGUGCCUUAUCUAAGGAACUGAUUGCAAUCUAUCCAAAUUGUGCUGUGACCCUUUUUGACCUCCCUGAAGUAGUGGAAACAUCAAAGAAGUUUCAUGGCUUCUCAGAAGCAUCGCGGAUUACUUUGCAUGGAGGGGAUUUUUUAAAAGAUCCAAUUCCUGAAGCAGAUUUGUACAUUUUUGCCAGGAUCCUGUUUACUUGGAAUGAUGAAAAGUGCCUGCAGUUGCUAAACAAAGUGUUUAAUGUUUGUAAGCCUGGUGGUGGAGUAUUAAUUGUGGAACCAACAUUAGAUAAAGACAAGACUUUGCCUUUUCCUAUUGCCAUGUACUCCCUCUUAGUGCUGCUUAAUACUGAAGGAAAAGUACGGACCCCAUCAGAGUAUCAUUCAUUCCUCAGCACAGCUGGCUUCAAAGAUAUACAGCUAAAGAAAGGAAAUCUAUUUGACGUCAUUUUGGCCAGAAAAUAAUGUUGCUAAAGUUGCUUCAUGCCUGCCAAUUGUUGAAAGAAAAUUAUUUCAAUGUACUGUACUGUACAGUAUCUACUGACUUUGAUUAUACAGUGAAAUGACAGAGAAAACAAAAAUAUUGGUUAAAAAUUUUACAGAUAAACAAAAGAGAGAAUUUACAAGAAUAAUGAAUAUGCCAAUUGUAAAAAAAGUUAAAUACUUAGGGAUCCAAUUGAUGGCAAGAUGUGUAACUCUCAAAGAAGACAAUUACGACAAAUUGAAAGUAGAAAUUAAAUGGAUUUCGAAAACUGGCAAAACCUGCAACUGUUCCUAUUGGGGAGAAUAGCUAUGAUUAAGAUGAACAUCCUGCCAAGAUUAUUAUACCUGUUGUAGAUGAUUCCAAUAAAAUUGGGGGAAAAUAUUUUGAAGACCUAAAUAAGUUGAUAUUAAAAUUUGUCUGGCAAAAGAAAAAGGCGAGAAUAAAAUUAAAACUGUUACAAGAUCUCUACUUAAAAGUAGAGGAGAUUUUGAUCUUCUGGAUUACCAAGCAUUGGCACUUUAAUGGCUGAAAGAUUGGGUCAAUCUGAGCAAUAUAAGGCUAUUAACAUUGGAAGGUCAUGAUCUGCAACUGGGAUGGCAUGCCUUCUUAUGGUAUGAGAAGGGCAAGAUACACAGCUACUUCCAGAGGCAUCACAUUAGAAAUUCACUACUGCUAGCAUGGACCAAAAUUAAACAACAACACUCUUUGAAAGAGCUAGUAUGGUUAUCUAUAAUAGAGGCAUGGAUAUAUCCCAAUGUCAUUAAUAUGGAUAAAAUUAUUAGAUACAAGGACUUAUUAAACGAACAAGAAUGAAAAAGAUUAGGAAUUGACCUAUUAUGGUGGCCACAGUUGCAAAUACAAUCCAGCUACGAAAAAGACAAGCAGAAAUAUGUGUUUUUCAAUGAGCUGGACCAGAUAUUAAUGGGAACAGAUCAAAAAUUAAUUAAGAGACUAUACAAUUACUUAUUAACUUGCAAAUUGGAAGAAGAUCAAGUAAAAGAAACAAUGAUAAUUUGAGCUAAGCAUUUUGGCAGUACAAUAGAUUUGGAUAGGUGGGAGAAAUUAUGGAAUAGAAAUCAUAAACUUACAAUGUCAACAGCAUACAAAGAAAACCUCUAUAAAAUGUUUUACAGAUGGCAUUACUCACCUGCAAGAUUAGCGAACAUGUAUAAAAACAAAUUGGUUAAAUGUUGGAAAUGCAAUCAGACACCAGGCUCAUACUACCAUGUGUGGUGGACAUGUCCCAAAGCCAAAAAAUACUGAAAGAAAAUACACAUAUGGCUGAAAAAUAUGAUAGGACAACAAAUAGAUCUGAAACCUGAGUGUCAGAUCAGUCUACCGUAAGUCUCAGAAUGGGAGCCCAGCUGACAAAUACAAGAACGCAGUGACACUGAGAUAUUUUUGUUGGGCAUAUUUCCAGGAAAUUAUAAUAAGGGUAACACAUAUUUGGUUCUACACAUCUUGCACAAUGUUGGAAAACCCCCAAAACCCCCGCAGACAAUACUAUAAUCAAAAAAAUUCUGGAAUGUGAAGAGAUGGAUAGCUUAACCCUAAAAAUUAAAAGAAAAGCAGACUCGGACUAUUUCAUAACAUGGAACUAUUCUAUAAAUAGUUAAAUGUCAGAUAUUGAGGUUAGAGGAAUGGAAUUAGGUGAAAUAUGGUUUACAGGAGAAAGAAAAACAGAUGAGUAAAUAUUUUUGACAGUUAUAUAAUUGAUACUAUAAUGGAAGAUAUUAUAUGUUAUAAUAUGAUUGAUGUUAUCGCAUAUUUAUAUAUUACCACAUAUUUGUUUAUAUAUAUGAUCAUAAUGAUGAUGAUGAGUUUAUAUGCUUGUAUGUUAACACCUUGGACACCUAGAGAACACACUGCUCAACAUA